GCAGAAUCACAGUGCACCCUCUGUGGCGAACCAGAAGAGGAAGAGGGCGGAGAUCUGGCCCAGCCAGGCAUCAGUUUUCCGGGGCCAGCAGACGAGGAACUAGACCAGCAGUACUCAUGGUCGCUGACUCAGCACUUCAAUGAGGAAAGAUACUCCCCUGCUCCUAGGAAUAUGAAAGGAUUAGCUGGGAGUCGAAAUCAACCACAGCUAUGUUCUGGUCACACGUGUGGCUUGACACCCCCUGAAGAUUGUGAGCAUCCUCACGAGCACCUGCACCAUGGGCAGGAAACACGGCAGUCCUACUUGCUCAGCCCCACGGACAGCUGCCCCAUGGACCACCAUCGCUGUUCACCCCGAAGUUCCAUUCAUUCCGAAUGCAUGAUGAUGCCCAUGGUGAUGGGCGAUCACAUGUCCAGUAGCACUUUUCCCAGAAUGCACUAUAGCUCGCAUUACGAUACAAGAGACGAUUGUGCCAUGUCUCAUGCCAGCACUAAAAUUAACCGAAUUCCAGCCAACCUCUUAGACCAGUUUGAGAAGCAGCUCCCUCUGCACAGAGACGGCUUCCAUACUUUACAAUACCAGAGGGCUUCGACUGCCGCCGAGCAGCGCAGCGAGAGCCCGGGCAGGAUACGGCACCUUGUCCAUUCUGUGCAAAAGCUCUUCACCAAGUCUCAUUCUUUGGAAGGUUCUUCCAAGAGUAAUGUCAAUGGGACCAAAGGGGACAGUAGAGUGGAGGAUCACCACCACAGCCACCACUCGAAACACAGUAAGCGGAGUAAGAGCAAGGAGCGGAAACCUGAAAGCAAGCAUAAAUCUGGCAUGAGUAGUUGGUGGAGUUCGGAUGACAAUUUGGACAGUGAUAGCACUUACCGAACACCUAGUGUGGUGAACAGGCACCACGUAGAUCACAUCUCCCAUUGCUACCCUGAAACUCUCCAAGGCCCUUUCGGAGACCUCUCACUGAAGACCUCCAAAAGUAACAAUGACGUCAAGUGUUCUGCUUGUGAAGGAUUAGCCAUGACCCCGGAUGCAAAGUACAUGAAAAGGAGUUCCUGGUCCACUCUUACAGUAAGCCAGGCCAAGGAAGCCUACCGCAAGAGCUCCCUCAACUUAGAUAAGCCUCUGGUCCAUCAGGAAAUCAAGCCUUCCUUGAGGCCAUGCCAUUACCUUCAGGUGCCUCAAGAUGAAUGGGGAGGGUACCCAACUGGUGGUAAAGAUGAGGAGAUACCGUGCAGGAGAAUGAGAAGUGGGAGUUAUAUUAAAGCCAUGGGAGAUGAGGAGAGUGGAGAAUCGGACUCUAGCCCCAAAACAUCACCCAAGGUAGCAAUUCGACCAGAGUCCUUGUUAAAAUCCAUUGGACAGAGGCCACUUGGAGAUCACCAAACCCAAAGCUACCUGCAAGCUGCAAGCGAUGUGCCUGGUGGUCACAACUUGGACCCCUCUGCCAACUACAACUCCCCAAAAUUUCGCUCCCGGAACCAGAGCUACAUGAGAGCUGUCAGCACGCUGAGUCAGGCCAGCUGUGUGAGCCAGAUGAGUGAAGCUGAGAUCAAUGGGCAGUUUGAAUCGGUGUGUGAAUCCGUCUUUAGUGAAGUUGAAUCUCAGGCCAUGGAUGCCCUUGACCUCCCUGGAUGUUUCCGAACAAGAAGUCACAGUUACCUUCGGGCUAUUCAAGCUGGUUACUCCCAAGAUGAUGAAUGUAUUCCUGCAAUGACGUCCUCCAACAUCACCUCAACCAUCAGGUCAACAGCAGCUGUAUCAUAUACAAAUUACAAAAAAACACCCCCACCGGUACCCCCUCGGACCACCUCCAAGCCGCUGAUUUCAGUGACCGCCCAGAGCAGCACUGAGUCCACCCAGGAUGCCUAUCACGACAGCCGGACGCAGAGGAUCUCCCCGUGGCCCCAAGAGGGCCGCGGCCUCUACAACUCUACCGACAGUCUGGACAGUCACAAGGCCAUGAAUCUUGCUCUAGAAACUGCCGCUGCUCAGCGCCACGCCUCUGAAAGCCAGGGCAGCUCUGCGAGGGCUGGUGACAAGGGCAUCUUAGCGUCCAAAGGCGAGGACUUCCUCGGCAGCCGGCGUUCCUCCAUAGGGAUCCAGGAUUCUGAAUUCCCAGAGCAUCAGCCAUGCCCAAGGUCAGAUGUGGAAACAGCUACAGACUCGGACACCGAGAGCCGAGGCCUACGGGAAUAUCACUCGGUGGGCGUGCAAGUAGAAGAUGGAAAGCGGCACGGCCGUUUCAAACGUUCCAAUAGUGUGACUGCGGCUGUGCAAGCCGACUUGGAACUAGAGGGCUUCCCAGGACGCAUCACCAUGGAGGACAAAGGGCUCCAGUUUGGCUCAUCCUUCCAGCGCCACUCGGAACCGAGCACUCCGACCCAGCAUGGGGUGGUAAGGACUGUACGGACCCAGGGACUCUUCAGCUAUAGAGAAGACUAUAGGACCCAAGUUGAUGCUUCGAACCUCCCCCCUCCUGACCCUUGGCUGGAGCCAUCUGUUGAGACCGUAGAAACUGGAAGAAUGUCUCCAUGUCGCAGGGAUGGGUCAUGGUUUUUGAAACUUCUGCACACAGAGACGAAGAGAAUGGAAGGCUGGUGUAAAGAGAUGGAAAGGGAAGCAGAGGAAAAUGAUCUCUCAGAAGAAAUUCUCGGUAAAAUCAGGAGUGCUGUUGGAAGUGCCCAACUUCUUAUGUCCCAGAAAUUCCAGCAAUUUUAUUGGCUUUGCCAACAGAAUAUGGAUCCCAGUGCCAUGCCAAGGCCUACUUCCCAGGACCUCGCAGGGUACUGGGAUAUGUUGCAGCUUUCCGUCGAGGAUGUCAGCAUGAAGUUUGAUGAGCUGCACCAGUUGAAGCUCAAUGACUGGAAGAUAAUAGAGUCACCUGAAAGAAAGGAAGAGAGAAAGGUCCCCCCUCCAAUACCAAAGAAGCCCCCCAAAGGGAAAUUUCCUAUUACAAGAGAAAAGUCCCUCGACCUGCCCGACAGACAACGUCAAGAAGCUCGAAGACGCCUCAUGGCUGCUAAGAGGGCAGCAUCCUUCCGACAGAAUUCCGCCACCGAGCGGGCUGACAGCAUAGAGAUCUACAUCCCGGAGGCCCAGACCAGACUUUAAGGACAGAAUGCUGCAACUUUUACCAUUUUUUCUUCCUUUUUAACAAGAUCCUUGUACAGUUUGUCACUUCCCCGGUAAUUUUUGUCUCACUUUCUCCACUGGCGAGGCCUGUGCUGUUGCGUUCCGUGUACCAUAGACACAGUGGAAUGCUUUUGGUUGCCUCAGUGUGCUGAGCUCCUUGCAAGAAUGACUUCUCUAUCUUUUUCUUUCCUUUCUUUCUUUCUAAUUGAUGGUCUGACUUACAAUCAGCUAUGUUGGAUAGGCUUGGAAAGACCUAACUUAUCCACCUUGUUCUCAGAGGACAACAAGAAACACCUCUUGAGAUGGAACCCAAUUUACAUUUUGUUAUUUAUAUUUUUAUAAAUUGUGUGAAAAUUAGAGACACGAAUAACAAAUAACUAUAACUGGGUGCAUCUCACCACUCACUAGAGGCAUUAGAUAACCCAAGUGGAAGGUGCUACAACUAGAAGUGCAGGAAAGCGAGAACCCAUUUCCCCCUUUACCCUCCGGCGACUUUUCCUCAAGUCCUGUAGCUUCAUCCACCUACUUGUCGGAUCCACCUUCUAGUUCUCUUUGUCACCAGGGGAACACCUUAGGCUUGUUAAGUCAAGUACGUGAUGAUCAAGAGUGAUCUCGCCAGUCACCACAACACCCUAUGGCCUGGCUCACCCCAGUCCCAGGAGAUGAUUAGCCUGAACGGAUUAAAAAUGUCUAGCACAGAAUCAACACAUUCAAAACAUCAGUUGAAUCUCAUACAAGGGAGUGAUGGGUGGAAAGAGACUGGUGUCUUAAAAAAGGCUUGCUCUUCUGUAGCAGGAGUAUAA
Echinops telfairi (small Madagascar hedgehog) is the source of this 3935-nucleotide messenger RNA. It is a transcript of the gene DLGAP2, whose product is annotated as DLG associated protein 2. The coding region runs from base 172 to 3111 and encodes 979 amino acids. Lineage: Eukaryota; Metazoa; Chordata; Mammalia; Afrosoricida; Tenrecidae. The transcript has 13 exons. Gene Ontology annotation, biological process: signaling. The record is from RefSeq and is a predicted model, not a curated record. Gene Ontology annotation, molecular function: molecular adaptor activity. Gene Ontology annotation, cellular component: glutamatergic synapse; postsynaptic specialization.